UCCUCAAGGUGCAAAAUGAGGGCUGAGAGUGUGCCAUGUUGUGAGCUCGGAUUUUGGGUAUAUGUAAUUAUAUGUCUCGGCAUUGUGUUACUUGCAGGUAUCACGUCAGGCCUUGCUUUAGGACUCUUAUCAUUCAGCCAGGUUGAUCUCGAGGUCCUUAUCAAGGCUGGUAAGCCCCGGGACCAAAAAAAUGCAGCAAAGAUUCUGCCCAUUGUAAAGAAUACGCAUUUACUACUGUGUACACUCCUGAUAGUCAAAACAUUAGCGAUCGAGGCACUGCCAAUUUUCUUAGACUCUAUGCUCCCAGAUUGGGCUGCCAUUUUAGUGUCGGUCAUUCUUGUUCUUGGAUUUUCUGAGAUCAUCCCUCAAGCUGUGUGUGCUCGAUAUGGACUAAUUCUUGGUGCUAAUUUAUCUCUCUUGGUUCGCCUUCUUCUGCUGUUCUUGUAUCCUAUAGCAUACCCGAUUAGCAAGCUCCUAGAUUGCCUGCUAGGGAAGGGGCACUAUGUACUCUUAAGACGAGCAGAGCUGAAGACAUUAGUAGAUUUGCAUGCCGAUGAUGCAGGGAAAGGCGGAGAUUUGUCACAUCACGAGACUGCUAUUAUAACUGGUGCUUUGGAUUUGACACAGAAGACUGCUAAAGAUUCAAUGACGCCCAUAUCUGAAACCUUUUGUCUAGAUAUUAAUUCCAAGCUUGACCUGUAUACAAUGGGACUAAUAGUGAGCAAAGGACACAGUCGUAUACCCAUCUACUCUGGAAGCCGAAAUAAUGUUAUUGGCAUCAUUCUGGCAAAAAAUUUGAUCUUUUGCCGUCCUGAAGAUGAAACUCCUAUCAAACAUAUGAAUAUCAGGAGAAUUCUUAGGGUCCCUGAAGAUUUGCCACUAUAUAAUAUGCUGAGUGAAUUCCAGAGUGGUCACAGCCAUAUGGCUAUUGUCGUAAAGAGCAAGACGGAUAUGAAGAUUUCUGUUAGUGAUGAUGAAGUAGGAAAGUCUACUAUCUUGAAUAUUGACAUCAACUCAAAUUCAGAACAGAAGAAAGGAAUCAGAUCUAUAUACGAUCAGAAUGCAAGUAUUGGUAUCACAAAUACUACAUCUAUGAGCUCGAGCGACGGAGAAUUCAAAAGUCUACCACUUAAGACUGUAAUUGAAGAGGAAAAAGAGUUGCAUUUGCACGAGAAACUCUCCGAGCAAGGGGCAGGAGACAUUGUACAUGAAGAUUUAGAAUUUAUUCCAAGCAACUUGGAUGAAAUUGAAGAGGUUAUUGGUAUUAUAACAAUGGAAGAUGUUAUGGAGGAACUGUUACAGGGAGAUAUCUUGGAUGAAACUGAUGAAUAUGUUGCUGUCCAUAACAAAAUUAGAAUCAACCUGCCAAUUUCAAGAACGUCAUCAGGAUCUUUCAGAAGACCUUCCUUUUCUCAUCAUAUUCAUCGGAUAAUUCCGGAGCCAUAGACUCCCUCUUCUGAUAGUUGCAUACGUACAUACAUUCAGCCACCACCUGAAAUAUCAACUCUAUAGGAAUUUCUGAAAUUAGAUUAAUUCUUUAGCUGGAGUUUGUGGAUGUAGCCAAGACAUUCUAGCUAGUGAUUCUUGAAGCUCAUAUUAGCAAAAAAGAUCAUCUCAGGUCAAAAUAACUUAAUCCAAAUAUUCUUUGAUGUAUUAAUUUAUGGUAUGAUACUAAUUUCCUAUCAAGUUUGUCUGUAAUUCAUUUGGCACAUUGGCGGCAACGCCAUAUAUUGCACUUAAUUUGCCCUUGCAUCGGCGACGGAAUCAAAGACUAAAAGUGAUGAGUUUUGUUCCAUCACCGAAUUUGUUUUA
Messenger RNA from Mercurialis annua (annual mercury), 1812 nucleotides. RefSeq names its product DUF21 domain-containing protein At5g52790-like. Bases 16 to 1446 code for a protein of 476 amino acids. The transcript is spliced from 12 exons. Gene Ontology annotation, biological process: magnesium ion homeostasis. The record is from RefSeq and is a predicted model, not a curated record. Gene Ontology annotation, cellular component: intracellular membrane-bounded organelle. Lineage: Eukaryota; Viridiplantae; Streptophyta; Magnoliopsida; Malpighiales; Euphorbiaceae.